This is a messenger RNA of Peromyscus californicus insignis, 1599 nucleotides long. RefSeq lists its product as uncharacterized. Lineage: Eukaryota; Metazoa; Chordata; Mammalia; Rodentia; Cricetidae. The record is from RefSeq and is a predicted model, not a curated record. The transcript has 5 exons. The coding region runs from base 1 to 1599 and encodes 532 amino acids.
AUGAGCUCUCCUGAUGAGGUGUCGGUUCGGGGAAGCGGGUUUGGGCCAGAAAGCGGGGAGCACUCGGAAGGACGCCGCCGCUUUAGCCAUGGAUCCCCGAGGAGACAUGGCCUCGGCCCUGACGAGAGGUUGUUCCGGAGCAGUGAGGACAAAACGUGUCUCCCAGUCUCCAAGACCUUCCCGUAUGACUCCUGGUUAGACAGGGAUGAGAUGGAGGGAAGGUCGGUCAUCUGGGGCUGCGAAGGUCGCCCCGGCACCCCAGUGGAUGAGAGAGGGGACAGUUUGGACUUUGUACCGCAGCUGACAAUAGAGGGUACAAGCUUCGGGCAGCAUGUAGCCAACCGGGAGGCCUGGGGUGUCCGCAGACAUCCGUCCCCAAAAAGCUGCGCUGCUGAGCCCCUUGGCAUUUGGGGAGACUCAGACGCAGGCACAAGCCGGAGAGGCAUGCGGCCCCCGACCUCUGUGGAAGGGAAGCAGUUAUCAGCUAGCCAACAGCACCCCAGGGGUCUGGGGCGGGGCAGGGCCUGGGUGACCCCAAGAAGAGGAGCCACAAGUAGGAUAAUAGCCAGUGAGGAUUUUCAGUAUCUGUCUUCCGACCCCGAGUCUUCUGAUGAAUUCAGUGAGACAGAAAUGAUGAGGGUGACCAUUUGCCUCAAAGAAGGAGGCCAGGCCAAGUCCACUGGCCUCACUGAGCUGGAAGACACAGGCAGACGCACGAAUGUCCAUGGCAGGGGAAGUUUUGACCAUAUGCCCCCCUCUCUGCUGGUCACUACUCCGCGAGGACUCAGCUCAGGCAUGGAGAAGCAGGCUUUGGGAGAGCUGGAAGGCUCUCUGUCGAAGAAAAAGCAAAGUGGGGUCUUGGGAAAAGAAGGGAGCAGACCCAGCUACCCAGGAGCUGCCGUUGCCUCCUCUGCUGCUGUCCCUGCCCCUGUUGCUAUUGCUUCAGGUGCCUCCCCGACCAAGACCAGUCCUAGAAAGAAGGGAGUAAAGGAGAAGCCGACUCACUGGGAUACCUCAAGAGGAUCCCUGGGAAGAACCUUUCCAUCAUGGGGACAGAGACUCAAGUCAGCUCCUGUAGAACCAGCUACUUUCCCCCCAAUCUCCGGGGUUGCCCUGCUUGGGAAGGCCAGUAAAUGCUCACUGCCUUCUGGACCCAAAGAAUGCAAGCCUUUCUGCACUGGGAAGAGAUCCAUAGUAAGGAAGACAAAGGAAUCCCAGCCAGGGGCCAAAGAAGAUAAUGACCCAACCAGAGAUCCUGGCCUGCAGGCCCAACUUCCAACACACAGGGCAGAGCAGCCUUGCACGUGCACGCAUCGUGGAGAAAUGAGCAGUGGAGACCCCAACACCAGAGCACCCCAAGUUGUGGGAAACUCUCAGGUCUUGUCCUUGAGCCAGAGAAGUGCCAGACCUAGAGCACCUGCACCGGCUGGUGAACAGGAACCAUCUCUCCAUCUCCCAUUCACGGCUGGAGAGAGGCAGAAUCAAACACCAGUAACAAUGGGUUGCCAACAGUGUCUGAUGCUACGGAAGGAAAUAGAGGAACUCAAGGAACAACUAGCCAUCAUGCAGGCCCUCAACGAAAAGUUCCAGGAUCUUUGA